AUUAAGCCAAGAAGGUUAAACAGCUUUAACCGCAGCGUGAAGCGGAUGCGUUUUCACUCACUCUCUGUGGAGGGACGGACUUGGACGCGCGCUCAGGAAUCCUCUAGAUUUUUAGUGUCCUCCUAAUACACACUUGGAUUCAUUGAAGACAUGGGAAAAAAGAAGGACAAAGAUGUUGAUGCAGAGGACCAUGGAAUAGGACAGCGUUCACCGAAAUUAUGUGGCACUAACUACCCAGUUAGCAUUGCCUUCAUUGUGGUCAAUGAGUUCUGUGAAAGAUUCUCUUAUUAUGGAAUGAAAGCGGUGCUCACGCUUUACUUCAUUCACUACCUACGUUGGGACAAGAAUCUGUCUACAGGUGUGUACCACGCUUUCUCAAGCCUGUGUUACUUCACUCCGCUUCUGGGGGCCAUGAUAGCCGACUCAUGGUUAGGGAAGUUCAAAACCGUGAUCUAUCUGUCAAUAGUCUAUGUGAUUGGUCAUGUGGUCAAGUCUGUGGGUGCCAUUCCUGAUGUGGGGGACAGCACUGCUCAUGUAGUUUUCUCAAUGCUUGGUCUGGUCCUCAUAGCUUUUGGGACAGGAGGGAUCAAACCAUGUGUUGCAGCAUUUGGUGGUGACCAGUUCGAUGAAGAGCAUACAGAAGAGAGGACAAAAUUCUUCUCCAUCUUUUACAUGUCAAUCAAUGCUGGAAGUGUCCUGUCCACCAUUAUCACACCAAUACUAAGAGGCGAUGUGAAGUGCUUUGGAGGAGAUUGCUACGCCCUGGCCUUUGGAGUUCCCGCAGCUUUAAUGGUCAUUGCCUUAGUGGUAUUUAUCGCUGGAAGUGGGCUGUAUAAGAAAAGUCCUUCGGAAGGAAAUAUCCUGGUGCGUGUUUGCAGAUGUAUUGGGUUUGCUAUACGCAAUCGAUGGAGGAGUUCCAAAAAUAGCCCAAAAAGGAGUCACUGGCUGGAUUGGGCAGAAGAGAAGUACUCCAAGCGGCUCAUCCAGGAAAUUAAAAUGGUGUUCAGGGUGCUGGUUCUUUACAUUCCGUUGCCCAUGUUUUGGGCUCUCUUUGACCAGCAGGGUUCCCGCUGGACUCUGCAAGCCACUCGAAUGAACAUGGAUUUCGGUGGAGGCUUCAUAAUAAAGCCUGAUCAAAUGCAGAUGCUGAAUGCUUUGCUGAUUCUGGUGUUUAUCCCGAUCUUCGACAUGGGCAUAUACCCGCUGAUAGGGCUGUGUCGGAUCAAACUCACUCCACUGAGAAAGAUGGCUACAGGCAUGAUCCUUGCUGCACUUGCAUUCUGUGCUGCAACUGUCGUAGAAAUCAACGUCAUUAAAUCUGUUGUGGAGCCACCUCUUGCCAAAGAAAGCCUGGUUCAGGUUUACAAUCUUAUGAAUUCAGAGGUCACCGUGCAGUUUCCAGGACACACCGUCCUCUCAGAUCCAUUUAAAUCAUAUGAGGAUCCUUCGGGAUACACAAGUCUUCCGCUUACUGGCAAAUCCCAGCUCUACACAGUUACUGUCACUCACAAUGGGACUGAAUACCAGUGUGGACUCACGUUCACAGAACGGACUGCCUACAGUCUCUUCCUGCACACUGCACAACCCGGUGACACUGUAUGCAAACUGGUGAAAGAUCACAUCAUCAAAUCUGAAACCGGGGAUGCGUAUCUAAGGUUUAUCAAUACUCACACAGAGAAUAUCAACAUAACUAUUGGCACUGAUGAAUUUUUUGCGGCUGCCAAUUAUGGGAUUUCUCAAAAUAUCAGUGUCCCUAGGGGAGAAUACAAUGGAAUUGUAAGCAAAACAAACUCUAACCAAUAUCACAUCGACCUGGGACUUCUUGAUUUUGGUGCCUUCUAUACUGUCAUACUCUCAAAGGAAAGUAAUGGCCUGACAUUCAAAAAGAUGGAGGAUAUCCAAGCCAACAAUAUUCACAUCGCUUGGCAGAUUCCACAGUACGUCUUCAUCACUGCUGGAGAAGUCAUGUUCUCCAUCACUGGUUUGGAGUUCUCCUACUCACAGGCACCGGCAAGCAUGAAGUCUGUUCUCCAGGCUGGAUGGCUUAUGACUGUGGCAUUUGGAAAUGUCAUUGUACUGAUUGUGGCAGAGGGGGCUGGGAUGGAACAGUGGACUGAGUUCCUCCUUUUUGCUGGCCUUUUGGUGGCUGUCAGCAUCAUCUUCUCCAUCAUGGCCUAUUUCUACACUUAUGUGGAUCCAGACCAGCUGGACAAGAUUUUCGAAGAGGACACAGACGAUGAGAAAGUGGAAAAUUCUGAUAGGAAGAAAAAUGAGGCCGUUUCCUUGAUUGAUAUGCCGAAGCAAACCAAUAUGUAGCAAAAUGUCUGGGUUUUGUUAUGAACAAUUCAGAUCCAUUAAUUGCCAAUAAGCCAAUGAACUUCUUUCACAUCAGACUGUUGCAGUCGACUGUGUUAGAUUAUUUUGCUCCAGAGCCUUUAUGUGGCAUGAUGCUGAUCUCUACUGCUCACGGAUCAUAUUUCAGCUGAAUUAAGAGUAAUGUAUUACGCUGAAGGAAUUAUGGUUUUACUUGACCUGAUACCUCACAAAAAGAAUCCGUUUUUUUAAGCAGUUCCAAAAUGUAAUCAUUAAGAUGUAAACAUUUUUGGUUUUUGAAGUCUCUAAUGUUCAACUAAGGCUGUAUUUAUUUGAUCAGAAAUACAGGAAGAACAGUGGGAUUGUGAAGUAGUACAAUUUAAAUAACUGUUUUCUAUUUUAGUAUCCUCUAAAAUAUAGUUUAUUAUGCCUGCCACGGCCAAGCUUCAGAUUUAGCUGCCAUUACGCCAGUUUUCAGUGUCACAUGAUGCUUCAAAAAUCCUUCCAUUAUGCUGGCACUCUAGAAACAUUUAUUAUUUUUAGCAAUGCUGAAAUUAUCUGCUCAGUAUUUCUGUGGAAACACACAUUUGGUGGGGAUUCUUUGAUGCAAGCUGAAUAAAUUAGUCUUUGCUGAAUAAAUGUACGAAUUUCUUUAAAAAUCAAAUGUGUAGUCGUAAGUUGAAAAAGUUGACCCCAAAAUGUUAGUGAAUAAACUUCAAUGAUAUCCCCGUCUAAUGCCAUUUGCACAUUUCAGUUCGCAAUUGUACAUAAUGUUUGUCAGUCCUGCAGUAUUCAGAUGAAAUGAGUUUCUAAACAAGUUAUUAAAGCGAUAGAGCUGGAUGUGUUACUGCCGACCCAUAUUGCCUGAGGUCUUCCAGCCAGAAAGAGUCUUCUGUUCAGUGUCUUCAGGAGUCUGUCUGCUUCUGGUUGGCCUGGACAGUGAUGGUCUUUGUGACUGUUACAUCAUCAAUACACUGUAGGCAGUGACCGUUUUCUAAGUA
Molecule: messenger RNA, 3314 nt
Organism: Carassius gibelio (silver crucian carp)
Lineage: Eukaryota; Metazoa; Chordata; Actinopteri; Cypriniformes; Cyprinidae
Product: solute carrier family 15 member 2
Exons: 23
Coding region: 151-2316 (721 amino acids)
Biological process (GO): oligopeptide transport; transmembrane transport
Cellular component (GO): membrane
Molecular function (GO): dipeptide transmembrane transporter activity
Source: RefSeq, a predicted model, not a curated record